This is a messenger RNA of Recurvomyces mirabilis, 1689 nucleotides long. RefSeq lists its product as uncharacterized. Gene Ontology annotation, biological process: transmembrane transport; xanthine transport. Gene Ontology annotation, cellular component: fungal-type vacuole; plasma membrane. The record is from RefSeq and is a predicted model, not a curated record. Bases 1 to 1689 code for a protein of 562 amino acids. The transcript has 2 exons. Gene Ontology annotation, molecular function: xanthine transmembrane transporter activity. Lineage: Eukaryota; Fungi; Ascomycota; Dothideomycetes; Mycosphaerellales; Teratosphaeriaceae.
AUGUUGCAACCCGAUGGAUUCAAGGACGACGGUCCUGACCGGAUUGGACCAAGUGUGGACCGCAAGCAAAAGCUCACCAGCAGUGGACGCGGUCUACUCAAAGCUCUCACGACGCGAGACGGACUCAUUGGCGACUACGAUUAUGCGUUCCUGUUCAAGCCAAAUCUUCCCUUUCUCAAGAGAGAGAAGCGGGCAGCUCCUUUCUUCGGCCUCAACCAGAAGAUGCCAGUAUUUCUGGCAAUGCUACUCGGCUUCCAACAUGCUUUAUCAGUGCUGGCGGGCGUGAUCACUCCUCCUAUCAUAUUGGCUGGAGUUGGCAAUCUGGACGCCAACAUCCAGUCGUAUCUGGUCAGUUCAUCGCUCAUAGUUUGCGGGAUACCGGCCGCGGUACAGAUCACACGGUUCCAAAUCUGGAAGACGCCAUACUAUGUGGGCACUGGGCUGAUCUCAGUCGUUCGAACUUCCUUUGCUGUGAUUCCUGUUGCAACGGGGGCUUUUGCCCAGAUGUACGCCACUGGCUAUUGUCCUUCGGAUGCCAACGGUAACAAGCUACCAUGUCCGAAAAGAUACGGAGCACUGAUUGGCACAGCAGCGAUUUGUGCACUGAUCGAGGUCGCAAUGUCCUUCACACCUCCUCGCAUCCUCUGCAAGAUCUUUCCACCUUUGGUUACUGGACCGACGGUGCUGCUCAUUGGCGUCUCACUGAUCUCCUCUGGGUUUGCGGACUGGGCGGGAGGAAGUGGCAGCUGUAUGGGCCGGCCUGAAAGCGGUAUCUUUGCCAUUUGUCCUACCAUAUACGCGCCACACCCAUUACCAUGGGGCUCUGCGUCGUCUCCUAGUCGGCUGUAUAGUAGCUGCUGCCUGUGGAUACUUCGAUCCCUCUGGUAUCGAUGCGGCGCCGGUAGCGAGGUCCACACAUUCAAGCUAUCGCUAUACGGUCCGAUAGUGCUUCCUCUACUGGCCGUCUACGUUGUGCUCGCGAUGGAGGCCAUCGGUGACAUUACAGCGACGUGUGAUGUGUCUCGCCUCCAAGUGGAUGGUCCAUUAUUCGACAGCAGGAUUCAAGGAGGCGUCCUUGCAGAUGGGCUCAACGGCAUCGUUGCUGGACUGUGCACUAUCACGCCAAUGUCGACAUUCGCCCAGAACAACGGUGUUAUUGCCUUGACAAGAUGCGCGAAUCGCAAAGCCGGCUACGCAUGCUGCUUCUGGCUGCUCGUCAUGGGCAUCCUCGCAAAGUUUGCUGCUGGACUUGUUGCAAUACCAAGCUCAGUCCUUGGGGGUAUGACGACCUUCCUCUUUUCCGCCGUGGCAACAUCAGGUAUCCGAAUCAUCUCAACGAUACCGUUCACACGCCGAAAUCGUUUCAUACUUACUGCUGCUCUAGCAGUAGGGUUUGGCGCGACCCUAGUCCCUACAUGGUUCUCUUACGUCUUCACAUAUGCUGGCAAUAACAAAGGCCUGCUUGGCUUCUUUAACGCCAUCGAGCUUGUGCUGGAGACUGGAUUCGCUGUCACUGCUUUUCUUGCUCUGAUACUGAAUUUGAUCCUCCUGGAAGAGAUCGAGGACGAGGAGAUUCCUGAGUCGACAGCGAAUCGUGCUGAUGAUGCAGAUGAUGCUGAAGAGUGGAACCGGAUGCAUGGACGUGGCGAGGCAGACAAGGCGGUUGAAGACGAUGCAAAGAGGGUAUGA